Dimorphilus gyrociliatus is the source of this 1738-nucleotide messenger RNA. The record is from the annotation of a GenBank genome assembly. NCBI's taxonomy places the organism in Eukaryota, Metazoa, Annelida, Polychaeta, Dinophilidae.
AAUGGAUCUUUUUCAUAUUUCUCGAUAUGGAGGAGAGGAAAAAUUGGAAGACGAAGGUGAUCAGGAUGAGUCCCUCAAAAAAAUAUUAAGAAGAGCAAAAAGAAAGCGCAAGCAAGAGGAAGAAAGUAAAAAGCCAGAAAAAGAGACUAAAAAGAAACUGAAAGUAUCUGAAGAACCAUCUGAGGAAAAAGAAAGCGUACCUGAUGAAAAAAGUAAUGAUUCUGAGGAGAUAGCUACAGAUUCUAAAACAUCCGAAGAAGUAACAGGAACUAAUAAUUUUCAAGUUAUUGGUGACGAUAAUUUACAAAAGAAGAAAACUGUUCUUCAACGAAAAUUACCAAAAUGGUUGAGAGAUCCGGAAAAUAUAGAAGUUAACAUAAAUCAGAAUACUACAUCUAUCGAUGGAUUAGAAUUUCUUAGUUCUGAUCUAAUUACCCAGCUAAAAGAAAAUUCUAUAACUCACUUAUUUCCUGUUCAAAGUAAAAUUAUACCCAUGAUUAUGCAAUCUACUUCCACUGUUGUACCGCCAAGGGAUAUUUGUUGCGCAGCUCCUACUGGAAGUGGAAAAACUCUAUCCUACGUUUUACCUUUAGUGAACAAUUUAAAAGACAGAGUUGUUCGUAAAAUACGAGUACUGGUAGUUUUACCUGUUCGGGAAUUAGCUAAGCAAGUCUUUAAUGUUUUUCAAACGUAUUCUAAAAAGUAUGGUCUAAAUACGGCUUUGCUAGCUUCGUAUUCAAGCUUUCAACAAGAGCAAAAGAAUUUAACAAGAGAAAAUCUAUUAGGAGAGUUUGAAAGCUUAGCUGAUAUUGUUGUUGCUACACCUGGUCGACUUGUUGAUCAUGUUUAUGGGACAAAGGGUUUUGAUUUGAGACAUUUAAGGUAUAUAGUUUUGGACGAGGCCGAUAGAAUAAUGGAAGAAGAAAAGCAUGAUUGGAUAAACGUUGUCGAAAAGUCUAUUUAUUCAACAAAUAGAAAGCGUUUAGUAAAUUUAAACGUAGCCAAGUAUCUAGACUCUCCAGAACCGCUGCAGAAACUAUUAUUUUCAGCGACUCUCUCAACAAACCCUGAAAAGCUAGAGUAUUUAAAACUAUAUAAUCCUAUUCUCGUGUCUGCUAGCACAACAUGUGAAAUUCCACCGGCUUUAAACGAGUCAUAUGUAUUAUGCUCAAUAGAACAAAAGCCACUAGUUAUUCUCUCAUUGAUUCUUCAUUACAAAUACAAAAGAGUUUUGUGUUUCACCAAUACGAUAGAUGGAGCUAAUAGAUUAUAUUGGUUACUAAAAUUAAUUGGAGAUAUAAAAGUACACCUCGUAUCAUCUAGUUUAACGACGAGUAAACGCCAAAGGCUUUUAAAUUCGUUUAGUAAAGGAAAAGUUGAUAUUUUAAUAUGCUCAAAUGCUUUAGCUAGAGGAAUUGAUGUGGAAAAUGUUAAUUGCGUGAUAUCAUAUGAUUGUCCAACCUAUUUGGAGACUUAUGUACACAGAGUCGGUAGAACUGCCAGAGCAGGAAAAGCUGGUACAGCAAUUACAAUAGUUGAUGAAGAAGAGCAUAGAAGUUUCAAAAAAAUUAUAAAAUCGGUCAGCCGUCAAAGUGAUAAUCUUAAUCGCAUUAAUAUCGACGAAGAUAAGCUGACCGAUUUACUUCCAAAAUUGACUAAAGCUUUACAAAGCCUACCAGCAGUCCUUAAGAUAGAGAAGCCUAUUGAGGCACUUUACAUUAGUCAAGAACACGUUUAG